Lethenteron reissneri (Far Eastern brook lamprey) is the source of this 3685-nucleotide messenger RNA. RefSeq lists its product as uncharacterized. Gene Ontology annotation, biological process: poly(A)+ mRNA export from nucleus. Lineage: Eukaryota; Metazoa; Chordata; Hyperoartia; Petromyzontiformes; Petromyzontidae. Gene Ontology annotation, molecular function: inositol hexakisphosphate binding; translation initiation factor binding; phospholipid binding. The record is from RefSeq and is a predicted model, not a curated record. Gene Ontology annotation, cellular component: cytoplasm; nuclear pore; nuclear pore cytoplasmic filaments.
GCGCGGCUGGGCAGGUGGAAAGCAGCAGCGCCUCGAUCUUGAUCCUCAUCUUCCUCAAUCUUCCUCCUACAUCUUGAUCCUUCUCCUCAAUCUUCCUCCUCCUCAAUCUUGAUCCUCCUCGUCGGCGAUCUUCGUCGCUACCCGAAGGGCGAUCUUCGACCUUCGCGUUGUGCCGCCUCGACUCGCCUCUCGUGCCCCCUCCCUCCCUCCCCCCGUGCGGACGAGCGGCCCCGCCAUGGGAGCGUGCUGCUCCUGCACUCGGCAGCGCGAGCGUCCCCGCAAGAAGAGAUAUUGUAAGAAACACCGCUGCAGGCAUAACCGUGCCAAGAAUGGCAUUGAUGACCACGCCGAUGCAUCCUCUCCCACCACCAGCGAACGCUCGGCGUCACCGGUGGUGCAGGAAGGUGCAGCCACCUCGGGCUCGUGUGGAAAGGAGGCGCCGGCAGAGUGCCAGGUCAUUGUGCCGCUCUCCCCACUUGACAUCGCUGGACGACCAUUGCCCGAUGGGGAUGUCGAGCCCCCCCACGCCUCCGCUGAGAAACCCCUUCUCCUGGUCGAGGAGAAGGUACCCAGCGUGGAGGAGGCGGAGCGACGCGACAAUGAGCCGGAAGUCAGACAUUGUAAGAAGCACCGCUGCAGGCAUAACCGUGCCAAGAAUGGCAUUGAUGACCACGCCGAUGCAUCCUCUCCCACCACCAGCGAACGCUCGGCGUCACCGGUGGUGCAGGAAGGUGCAGCCACCUCGGGCUCGUGUGGAAAGGAGGCGCCGGCAGAGUGCCAGGUCAUUGUGCCGCUCUCCCCACUUGACAUCGCUGGACGACCAUUGCCCGAUGGGGAUGUCGAGCCCCCCCACGCCUCCGCUGAGAAACCCCUUCUCCUGGUCGAGGAGAAGGUACCCAGCGUGGAGGAGGCGGAGCGACGCGACAAUGAGCCGGAAGUCAGACAUUGUAAGAAGCACCGCUGCAGGCAUAACCGUGCCAAGAAUGGCAUUGAUGACCACGCCGAUGCAUCCUCUCCCACCACCAGCGAACGCUCGGCGUCACCGGUGGUGCAGGAAGGUGCAGCCACCUCGGGCUCGUGUGGAAAGGAGGCGCCGGCAGAGUGCCAGGUCAUUGUGCCGCUCUCCCCACUUGACAUCGCUGGACGACCAUUGCCCGAUGGGGAUGUCGAGCCCCCCCACGCCUCCGCUGAGAAACCCCUUCUCCUGGUCGAGGAGAAGGUACCCAGCGUGGAGGAGGCGGAGCGACGCGACAAUGAGCCGGAAGUCAGACAUUGUAAGAAGCACCGCUGCAGGCAUAACCGUGCCAAGAAUGGCAUUGAUGACCACGCCGAUGCAUCCUCUCCCACCACCAGCGAACGCUCGGCGUCACCGGUGGUGCAGGAAGGUGCAGCCACCUCGGGCUCGUGUGGAAAGGAGGCGCCGGCAGAGUGCCAGGUCAUUGUGCCGCUCUCCCCACUUGACAUCGCUGGACGACCAUUGCCCGAUGGGGAUGUCGAGCCCCCCCACGCCUCCGCUGAGAAACCCCUUCUCCUGGUCGAGGAGAAGGUACCCAGCGUGGAGGAGGCGGAGCGACGCGACAAUGAGCCGGAAGUCAGACAUUGUAAGAAGCACCGCUGCAGGCAUAACCGUGCCAAGAAUGGCAUUGAUGACCACGCCGAUGCAUCCUCUCCCACCACCAGCGAACGCUCGGCGUCACCGGUGGUGCAGGAAGGUGCAGCCACCUCGGGCUCGUGUGGAAAGGAGGCGCCGGCAGAGUGCCAGGUCAUUGUGCCGCUCUCCCCACUUGACAUCGCUGGACGACCAUUGCCCGAUGGGGAUGUCGAGCCCCCCCACGCCUCCGCUGAGAAACCCCUUCUCCUGGUCGAGGAGAAGGUACCCAGCGUGGAGGAGGCGGAGCGACGCGACAAUGAGCCGGAAGUCAGACAUUGUAAGAAGCACCGCUGCAGGCAUAACCGUGCCAAGAAUGGCAUUGAUGACCACGCCGAUGCAUCCUCUCCCACCACCAGCGAACGCUCGGCGUCACCGGUGGUGCAGGAAGGUGCAGCCACCUCGGGCUCGUGUGGAAAGGAGGCGCCGGCAGAGUGCCAGGUCAUUGUGCCGCUCUCCCCACUUGACAUCGCUGGACGACCAUUGCCCGAUGGGGAUGUCGAGCCCCCCCACGCCUCCGCUGAGAAACCCCUUCUCCUGGUCGAGGAGAAGGUACCCAGCGUGGAGGAGGCGGAGCGACGCGACAAUGAGCCGGAAGUCAGACAUUGUAAGAAGCACCGCUGCAGGCAUAACCGUGCCAAGAAUGGCAUUGAUGACCACGCCGAUGCAUCCUCUCCCACCACCAGCGAACGCUCGGCGUCACCGGUGGUGCAGGAAGGUGCAGCCACCUCGGGCUCGUGUGGAAAGGAGGCGCCGGCAGAGUGCCAGGUCAUUGUGCCGCUCUCCCCACUUGACGUCGCUGGACGACCAUUGCCCGAUGGGGAUGUCGAGCCCCCCCACGCCUCCGCUGAGAAACCCCUUCUCCUGGUCGAGGAGAAGGUACCCAGCGUGGAGGAGGCGGAGCGACGCGACAAUGAGCCGGAAGUCAGCUCUGAAAAUGUUAUCCUCGAGAUCAUCACUGAGGAAUUCUGCUCUGGAAUCAUGAGCAUCGGAGAUGGUGGCGAGGAUGCACCGUGCCUGGCACACGAGUGCGAGCCGCUGGAGCAAGCGGGUGGAGAGUGGGCGGAGAGCAGCGUCCCGCAGCGCCGCCACGACGAGCUGCAGCGCCACUUGGCGGAGACGGUGGAGAGCCUGAAGGAGCUCAAUGGCAGCCAGGACCUCGAGACCAAGGUCAUGAAGUUCGAGCUGGCCAAGGCCUCAUCAAUACCCGUCAACCAGAUCUCCAACACAUCUGGUUCUCACCUGCGCGUCAUCACCGACAAGCUGGACUUGCUGUUGAGCGGCAAGGCCGUCGUGUCGGGCACGCGCUCCACCAACGUGUCGGACCACCCGCAGGGCCUGCUCUAUGUCCUGCACCGGGUGACUGAGAGGCUUGUGAAGCAGAGCGAGGAGGAGGUGGGGUGGAACCACGCGGCGGCGUUCCCCAUCGCGGCUGUCACCGUGGAACUGUGGCACCGGCACCCAGCCAUCGGGGAGCUCCUGCUCGCUCACCUGCUGAGCAAGUGCCCCUACUUGGGCCCUUUCUUCCCUCGUCCCACGCCUGGGCAGAGCCAGGAGGACGCUUUCAGGAUCCUCGGUUACCGCUUCGAGGAUGGGACACUAGAGGACGAAGACUUGUUCCUCCAGAGAAUGUCGGGCAUGGCGCGCCUGUACGCGGCCAUCGUCUCUGCACCCGUGUCUCCCUCCAGUGGCGACAAGAGCCACCCCCACGGCGUGAGUCACGGCUGGUCCUGGCUCACGCGGGUCCUGGAUAUGGAGCCCAUGGCCAAUGUCACCCCCACCGUGCUCUUCCGCUUUCUGGAGGUGGCAGGCAGUGCCAUGGAGGUUGCAUACGGCGAUCAGCUCUGGGAGCUGCUCGAUGUGUUAAGGAAAGAAUACAUCCCAAGAAUCGAGAAGGUGUCCAUCCCGCAGCAGAUGGGAGCUGUGGUCAGACUGAGGCUGUUCCUCGAGGACUGUUUUGUUAAUCGGGAGAUUCCUUUGCCAAGCGGGCAUCUCUCAGAAGAAUUUCGGAAGGCUUAACAAGAUCACCUGUACAUU